Macaca mulatta (Rhesus monkey) is the source of this 2038-nucleotide messenger RNA. NCBI's taxonomy places the organism in Eukaryota, Metazoa, Chordata, Mammalia, Primates, Cercopithecidae. The record is from RefSeq and is a predicted model, not a curated record.
UCAAGUUGAUGCCACCCCACACACGUGAGGCUGGGAUCAGGGGUGGCACUGACCCGGCUGGGGAGCCCACUCCCGAGGUACGACCCAGGGAUGUGCACAGCCACAUUCCAAAGACGCACGGGAUGAGAUCAGCCCGGGUGACCCUGGGACUUUGCCCUCCUCGGCAGGAGCCGGUCCUGUGCACCCUGUGUGCCUGUCCAUCUGGAAGGCCCAGCAUGAGAGGCCCAGCCAUCCUCCUCACUGUGGCUCUGGCCACGCUCCUGGCUCCCGGGGCCGGGGCACCGGUACAAAGUCAGGGCUCCCGGAACAAGCUGCUUCUGGUGUCCUUCGACGGCUUCCGCUGGAACUAUGACCAGGACGUGGACACCCCCAACCUGGAUGCCAUGGCCCGAGACGGGGUGAAGGCACGCUACAUGACCCCCGCCUUUGUCACCAUGACCAGCCCCUGCCACUUCACCCUGGUCACCGGCAAAUAUAUCGAGAACCACGGGGUGGUUCACAACAUGUACUACAACACCACCAGCAGGGUGAAGCUGCCCUACCACGCCACGCUGGGCAUCCAGAGGUGGUGGGACAAUGGCAGCGUGCCCAUCUGGAUCACGGCCCAGAGGCAGGGUCUGAGGGCUGGCUCCUUCUUCUACCCGGGCGGGAACGUCACCUACCAAGGGGUGGCCGUGACGCGGAGCCGGAAGGAAGGCAUCGCGCACAACUACAAAAAUGAGACGGAGUGGAGAGCGAACAUCGACACGGUGAUGGCGUGGUUCACGGAGGAGGACCUGGAUCUGGUCACACUCUACUUCGGGGAGCCAGACUCCACGGGCCACAAGUACGGCCCCGAGUCCCCGGAGAGGAGGGAGAUGGUGCGGCAGGUGGAUCGGACCGUGGGCUACCUGCGGGAGAGCAUUGCUCGCAACCACCUCACAGACCACCUCAACCUGAUCAUCACAUCCGACCACGGCAUGACGACCGUGGACAAGCAGGCUGGCGACCUGGUCGAAUUCCACAAGUUCCCCAACUUCACCUUCCAGGACAUCCAGUUUGAGCUCCUGGACUACGGACCAAACGGGAUGCUGCUCCCUAAAGAAGGGAGGCUGGAGAAGGUAUACAAUGCGCUCAAGGAUGCCCACCCCAAGCUCCACGUCUACAAGAAGGAGGAGUUCCCCGAGGCCUUCCAUUACGCCAACAACCCCAGGGUCACACCUCUGCUGAUGUACAGCGACCUUGGCUACGUCAUCCACGGGAGAGUUAACGUCCAGUUCAACAAUGGGGAGCACGGCUUUGACAACAAAGACAUGGACAUGAAGACCAUCUUCCGCGCUGUGGGCCCCAGCUUCAAGGCGGGCCUGGAGGUGGAGCCCUUUGAGAGCGUCCACGUGUACGAGCUCAUGUGCCGGCUGCUGGGCAUCGUGCCCGAGGCCAACGAUGGGGACCCGGCUACCCUGCUGCCUAUGCUGCACACGGGUGAGGGCAGGGUGCCCCAAAUCCCGGCCUGCUCGAGUGUGCACAGGUGUGCACACGUGGGUGCCUGCGUGCCUGUGACCAGGAUACGCCUCAAACCCCGAGCGGGGCUGCCUCCCCUGGCUUUGGGGAAUACCGGAAUCCCUCACAUUCCCACAACACGUGACCUCUCAGGAGCACCUCAUGCAUCUCGGGCAGCACAAGAGGGCGAGCGGGAGGAGUGGGCAGCCUUGCUCAAGAAGGGGACAGAGGGAGCAAGGGUGGCCCAGGCGGGCCUGCUGUGCAGAGCCCACCUCCUGGCUGCUGGAUCCCCACUCCCCACUCCCCACCACGGCAACCUGAGGGCCUCCUUUCUAGAAUCUUCCUGUAUCAGCCUCCCACACACACACACCUCCCCACCUGAACCUGAUCCAUCCUGGGGACAAAGGUCACCUGGAAACUGACAAGGUGGCGACCCUGGUGGGGGCCUGGCUGGAGAGGGCUGGGCCCUCCUGAGCAGGGCUGUGAAGUGCCGUGGUGGACAAGGGCCAUGGGACCAAGGCGGCGGUGAAAGAGGAAGUGGGGGGCUCGUGGGGACCAC